AUGUUCUGCACUUCAAAGAUCAUCCUACUUAUAUGUGUACUCCAGGAUGCUAUUGAGAUUGACCAGUUGAUCAAUUACUUGAUAAACAAGGAAGAUUCUGAGGGUGUGGUACUGCUGGGGCAUAGUACUGGUUGUCAGGAUAUUGUGCAUUAUAUGCGGACAAAUGCUGCAUGCUCCAGAGCAGUUCGUGCAGCUAUCUUCCAGAGCAACUCUCCUGAAACAGCUGCUAUGAUUGACUUGGCUUCAAAAAUGAUAAGUGAAGGUCGGGAAUCUGAAUUAAUGCCCAGGGAAGCCAAUCCAGAUGCUCCAAUCACUGCCUCUAGGUGA
Molecule: messenger RNA, 327 nt
Organism: Thlaspi arvense
Lineage: Eukaryota; Viridiplantae; Streptophyta; Magnoliopsida; Brassicales; Brassicaceae
Source: the annotation of a GenBank genome assembly